This is a messenger RNA of Dromiciops gliroides (monito del monte), 2310 nucleotides long. Its product is annotated as epidermal growth factor receptor kinase substrate 8-like protein 3. Gene Ontology annotation, molecular function: actin binding. The transcript has 19 exons. The record is from RefSeq and is a predicted model, not a curated record. Gene Ontology annotation, biological process: Rho protein signal transduction; positive regulation of ruffle assembly; regulation of Rho protein signal transduction. Bases 27 to 1991 code for a protein of 654 amino acids. Lineage: Eukaryota; Metazoa; Chordata; Mammalia; Microbiotheria; Microbiotheriidae. Gene Ontology annotation, cellular component: ruffle membrane; vesicle; plasma membrane.
UCUGGAGUGGACCACCAGCAUAAAGGAUGGAUUAUGUCACUCACAGGAAUGAUCAGUUCCAUCAAGAGCCCUGGUCAGGCCUCAGCAGAUCCAACAGCAUGGCCAGACCCAGCAGCAAAACCAUUUACCAACAACGGAAAGAAUACUCCCAGACUAUGGCUUCGGAACCCAUCGUCCUAAAGCAACGAGUGGAGCACCUACUGACCUGUAAGCUGGGCUCAGGAAGUGUCCAGGAGCCUAAGGAUGUCAUCAAGAAGCUUCAGAUGAUGGAUGCCCAAGGACAAGUAUGGGGCCAAGAUGUGGUCCUGCAGGUCAAAGACCACUGGCUCCAAAUUCUGGAUAUUGAGACCAGAGAAGAGAUGGAUUCCUACCCCUUGGAUGGUAUCCAAUCCCUGGAUGCUGUAUUAAAUAGCUGUUCCUACAAUUCAGUUCUUCUGGUCAUACUUCAAGAGCUGGGCCAGUCUUUGACUAGUGUUCUGCUAUUCCAGUGCUGGGAAGUUGGGGCUGAGAUCCUGAAGAGUAACCUACAGAAGGCUAUUGAUGAACUAAAAAAGAGACAAGAACCAAGAUCCAGAUUUGGGGGUAGCCAACCCAGUCAGACUAGGUGGGAGGCAGAUCCCCCAGAGAACUAUCUUCGGAACCCCAUCAAGCACAGAGUCCCCCCCUCAAGCCAGUCUAGUACCCUGGAACCUCAGAGAUUUGACCAGUUUCAGGCACAACCUGAGCCCACUCUGGACCUGGAGAGAGACAUGGUAAACACGGCCAGCUUUAACCUGGUUCCCUCCAACUUCAGGCACACUGAGGAACUGAACAACACCCUGAGUGAAAUUGAGCUGUUGGUGCAGAGGGCAAAGGAACCCCAGAAAAAUAACACGAAGAAGAAGAUUUUGGGGAGGAAGAAGACCCCAAAAGGGCUUCCCUCAGAAUCUCAAAACAUAGAGUGCUUCCAGAUGAUCAAGCACGCAUUCAAUCUACUGGGGAAGCUGGACGUCCAUCUACAGGAUCCAGGUGCCCCUCAAUUUGUACACAGUCUCUUCUCAGCUUUGAACCUGAUGAUGUCCUACUGCCCCAAUCCUCAUUUGGCAGCGUCGGUAGAUGUUCCCCGGUUAAGCCCCCAGGCCAUCGCCUUGAUGGAGUCUUGUGUGACACCAAAUGAAAUGGAUUUCUGGCAAAGUCUAGGAGAGUUCUGGACCAAUAGCACGGGUUAUGGGGCAGACCUAGAGUCCACAAAUCCUACACACACACCCAGAUUCUACGGGCAAUCUGAACCUUCAGGGUACUCCGAGGUCAACUCAGCCAAGGACCAGGAUCCCAGGUACCCCAGACUCCUCCCUGCCCUUUUCUUGAGUCCCAGGAUUAUGUGUAAGGGGGUGGGAAGAAGAAUGAGGCCAGGGAAGAGUCACCUGAAAGGCGCCAUGAGGCUCCCAGGUACUGAGAAGACUAAGUGGGCUGGGGGCCAGAUGUCAGAGGUCCCAUUCCCCUUUCCCAUCAUCCUCACCCUAGAGGCCUCAGAACUCUCCCUGACUCUCCAUCCCCACAGUCCCAGCCCAGUCCCGAAGCCUCUCCUAAUGCAAGUCCAGUAUGAGUUUGAAAGCAGGAAUCCACGGGAGCUGACAGUGGUCCAGGGUGAGGUGCUGGAGAUUCUUGACAACAGCAAACAGUGGUGGCUGGUGAAAAAUGAAGCCGGGCAAAGAGGUUACAUCCCCAACAACAUCCUAGAGCCCCUUCCAGGCCCAAAAAGGAACAGGGGCCGCGCUGGCUCUCCAAUUCGGGGUCCCAUGCUGCGGCCCACCUCCAAGCCACAGGAGGUGAGGGCUUGGCUGGAGGCAGAAAACUUCUCUAGCAUCACGGUUAAGACCUUGGGAAUGCUAACAGGAAGCCAACUCCUGCACAUGAAACCUCGGGAGCUGCAGCUGGUGUGUCCAGAGGAUGCCCCUCAAAUCCUGGCCCGGCUGGAGGAAGUGAAGAUGGUGCUAGGGAUGGGCCCUUAGGCUCCACCCAGGACAGCCCAGGAUGAAGGGUUUCCUCAAGCAAGACAACAAAUGUUCUGUGUGUUUGGACUCCCCACCCUCCCACAUUUGGCUCUUCAUUCUAAGCUCCUUUCUAAACCCCAGUUCCCCUUCCAGGAUGCUACUCUCUGCCAAGCUUCAUGUCCUGGCCUACAUCACUUUUUUCUGAGGUGAAAUGAGAAUAUGGGCAGUGAUGGGGAGGGAGGAAGGGGGAAGGGGCUGAAACAGAAAGUUAGCAAGAUGAUGCUUGUGCUACCCAUUCAUGGCUAUCUGGAGCCAUCCCCAAAUCCUGAGUAUUUAU